Molecule: messenger RNA, 576 nt
Organism: Lactuca virosa
Lineage: Eukaryota; Viridiplantae; Streptophyta; Magnoliopsida; Asterales; Asteraceae
Source: the annotation of a GenBank genome assembly
AUGGUGAAGCCAUGGAUAACCCUAAUAUUAAGCUCAAUGUUACUCAUAGCCAUGUCUCUUGUCCAUGCCAUUGAUCAAGACCCUUUAGCCGUAGAAGAAUGGUUCAAAAACCUACCCACCAUGACCCAAAAGCAGACCCACCUUCACUUCUAUCUACACGACUUAGUCAGUGGCACCUCCCCCACCGCCAUGAGAGUCGCCGAAUCCACCAUCACCUCCACCUCUCCAACUGCGUUCGGGUUCCUCGCCAUGGCUGACGACAAGCUCACCACCGGACCUGAACCAAACUCUACUGUUGUCGGUCAAGCACAAGGCAUCUAUGGUUCGGCGUGUUUGGAGGAGUCUGGUUUACUGAUGACCAUGAACUUGGUGUUCACCGGAGGGGAUUACAAUGGUAGUACUCUUAGUUUGUUGGGGCGGAAUGCGGUGUUUCAUCCUUACCGUGAGAUGCCGAUUGUUGGUGGGUCUGGUGUUUUUAGGAUGGCGAGGGGUGUCGCCACCGCAAAAACUCAUGAUUUUAAUCUUACCUCCGGUGAUGCGGUUGUGGAAUAUAACGUCAUGGUUGUUCAUUAUUGA